CGGCACAAUGAGAUUUCUUUGUUCCACAAAUGAGGAUAAGUGCACUCUCUAGGACCAUAUACGUGUAGCUGCUGGUCAAAAUUGGAUCCUGAGGCAAACAAACAGUGGAUUUUCUAAUUUUCUUCAAAGUAAUGUCGACCGGAGCGAUGGGAUGGCAAGUGCUGUUGUUUUUUUCGCUGCUCUCUCUCAGUGUAGUGCACGGGCAGGUCAGCUAUUCCAUUCCCGAGGAAAUGGCAAAGGGGGCUCUAAUUGGCAAUAUAGCCCAAGAUUUAGGUUUAGGGGUGGAAAGACUGAAGUCCGGUAAAGCUCGUAUUUAUACUGGUAACACUGAGGAAUAUAUUGAGCUGAAGAGAGACAGAGGAGUCCUCCUUAUUAAAGACAGAAUAGACAGGGAGUCUCUAUGCGGUCAAACAAUGCCUUGCGCACUCCAUUUUCAAAUGAUCCUGGAAAACCCAAUGGAGUUUUACACUGUUACUGUCGAAAUUACCGAUAUAAACGACAACCCUCCUACAUUUGAAAGAGGACAGAUGAAAUUUGAAAUUAGUGAGUCAGCUCUUACUGGAGCUCGAUUUGUCUUAGAGAAAGCAGUAGACAAUGACGUUGGUAUAAACGGCCUGAGCAGCUACUCCCUGAAACCCAGCGAUAAUUUCGUUUUGAAAACCGUCAGCAGAGGAGAUGGGACUAAACAUGUCGAGAUGGUUUUACAGAAACCAUUAGAUCGAGAAAAAGAUGAGCAUAUGUUAUUAAUACUGACCGCUCUUGAUGGGGGUGAACCACAGCUUUCGGGGACAAUGCAGAUUAUCAUUACUGUGUUAGACGUCAACGACAAUGCCCCCGUUUGUUCAAAACAGGAAUACAAAGCAAGUGUUACAGAGGACGCUCCUAUUGGCACGUUAAUAACUACCGUGAAGGCUACAGACAUUGAUCAAGGAAAUAACGGAAUAGUAACAUAUAUGAUAUCAAAAUCUGGAGCAGCUGGUCUCUUUAAAAUUGAUUCGAAUACUGGAGUGUUGACCUUAACUGGAAAUGUAGAUUAUGAAAAACGGAAACUUUACGAGCUAGAUGUCCAAGUGUCCGAUCAGGGGGGAUUAUCCGACGCCUGCAAAGUAAUUGUGGACGUGACAGAUACAAAUGACAACCCUCCGUCCAUUAACAUCAUGUCUAAGUCAAACACAGUAUCUGAGAACAUGAAACCGGGUACAGUUGUAACAAUCCUUAAUAUACAAGAUCCAGACUCAAACGAAAACGGCAAAGUCAUGUGUGUUUUAAACGAAAAUAUUCCAUUUGCCAUUAAAUCAACGACGAAUAACUUUUUUACCGUAGUAACCGACAGUGUGUUAGAUAGGGAGGCCUCUCCACAAUACAAUAUAACGGUCACGUGCUCUGAUGAGGGCGUGCCCUCCCUCUCCAGCAGCGUCACUCUCACCUUACAGAUCUCUGAUGUGAAUGAUAACGCGCCUGUCUUUGAGAAGAGCUCAUAUGAGGCCUACAUUGUAGAAAACAACACACCAGGCCUCUCUAUAUUCACAGUGAAAGCCAGAGACGCUGACUGGAACCAGAAUGCUCGUGUUUCUUACAUACUGGAGGACUCCUCUGUUAACGGAGUGCCAGUCUCCUCAUAUGUG
Molecule: messenger RNA, 1625 nt
Organism: Plectropomus leopardus (leopard coralgrouper)
Lineage: Eukaryota; Metazoa; Chordata; Actinopteri; Perciformes; Serranidae
Product: protocadherin beta-16-like
Biological process (GO): homophilic cell-cell adhesion
Cellular component (GO): plasma membrane
Molecular function (GO): calcium ion binding
Source: RefSeq, a predicted model, not a curated record